UAUUAUCUUGCGCUAUCUGUUCCCCCAGCCGGCAGUAACCCAACUGUCGUAUUUCAGCGUGUACACAGGAAAUUGCAGGUGUGUCCCUGCCUGGGUGUGGAGACAAAUGCAUCCAGCCCUCUCUGCCACACACACUCCAGGCUGGGCGAAGCAGGAGAGGUCAGCAGAGAAUUAUCAAUACAUACAUAUCACACACUUUCAGUAUUCUAUCUUCACCACUUUUAGGAGACGUCCAGGUCUUCCCUACGACAGACACAAGACAAGUUCAGCAAAAUGAUGAACGAUGACAAUCAAGAUGCUUUUCGGAAUGUCAGUCGAAAGCCGGGCCUGCAGAUAUGGACCAUCAAUGACAUGAAAAUGGUCCCCGUUCCAGCCAGGGCCUAUGGCAACUUCUUCGAGGGAGACUGUUACAUCAUUCUGAAUAUAAGCCAGAGUAGAGGAUCGGUCCUGUCCAUUGACAUCCACAACUGGAUAGGAAACUCCUCCUCUCAGGAUGAGCAAGGUGCCGCCGCCAUCUACGUCACCCAGCUGGACGAGCAUCUGGGCGGGAGUCCAGUGCAGCACAGGGAGGUGCACGGCUACGAGUCCCCAAAGUUCAAGAGCUACUUUAAGAGUGGCCUGAUCUACAAGAAGGGCGGAGUGGCCUCGGGUUUUAACCAUGUUGACACAAACGCCUACAACGUCCUGCGACUGCUGCAUGUCAAAGGGAGGAAGCAUGUCACAGCAUCAGAGGUUGAGGUGUCAUGGAACAGCUUUAAUAAUGGAGAUAUAUUUCUUCUGGACCUUGGGAAAGCCAUUGUGCAGUGGAACGGGCCAAAGAGCAACAGGAGAGAGAAGCUCAAGGCAGUCUUGUUGGCGCAGGACAUCCGGGACAGGGAGCGAGGAGGCCGUGCUCAGAUCGGCAUUGUGGAGGGAGGACAUGAGACAGACUCUCCAGAGCUGAUGAAACUCAUGACUGCUACACUGGGCCAAAAGCCCAACCAUCUGAGGGACGCUAUACCUGACGACAAACACGACCAAAUGCAGAACAACCACGUUAGACUUUACCAUGUUUAUGAAAACGGUGGGAAUCUGGUGGUGCAAGAAGUGGCCACUCAGCCUUUAACUCAGGAUCUACUGCACUCCUCGGACUGUUACAUUCUGGACCACAAAGGCUCCAAUGUGAUGGUCUGGAAAGGAAAAGGGGCCUCAACAGAGGAACGACGAGGAGCUCUGAACAGGGCAAUGGGUUAUAUUAAAGCCAAAAACUACCCAUCCAGCACCCAGGUGGAGGUGAUGAACGAGGGAGCAGAGUCAGCCAUGUUUAAGCACCUGUUCAAAUCCUGGACAGAAAAGGGACAAACUAAAGGACUGGGUAAAACCUACAAUGUUGGAAAGAUAGCUAAAGUAGACCAAGUGAAGUUUGAUGUGAAGGAGCUCCAUGCGCAUCCUGAUCUGGCAGCACAGCAGCGCAUGGUGGAUGAUGCUUCUGGAGACAUACAGGUGUGGCGCAUUGAGAAUUUGGAAUUGGCUGAAGUAAACCCCAGCACAUAUGGGCAGUUUUACGGAGGAGACUGCUACUUGGUGCUGUACACUUACCAGAGAUCAAACCGACUGCAGUACAUCCUCUACAUGUGGCAGGGACGUCAUGCCACUAGGGACGAGAUAACUGCAUGUGCCUACCAGGCUGUCAAUAUUGAUAACAAGUACAAUGGAGCCCCUGUGCAGGUCAGAGUGGUCAUGGGGAAGGAGCCCCGCCACUUUCUGGCUAUUUUCAAAAGCAAACUCGUCAUCUUUGAGGGAGGCACAGGCCGACCUAGUGUGGUAAACCCAGAGAGAGGUCCCAGGCUCUUCCAGGUGAAAGGGACCACCGAGAUGAACACAAAAGCCACCGAAGUGACGGCGAGGGCGUCGUCCCUCAACACCAACGACGUGUUCUUGUUGAAGACCGAUCAGAUAUGCUACCUGUGGUAUGGAAAGGGCUGCAGCGGGGAUGAGAGGGUGAUGGCGAGAGCUGUGUCCGAUGUGCUGACCAGGCAGGACAAGCAGGUGGUGAUGGAGGGCCAGGAGCCUGCCGACUUCUGGGUCUCUUUGGGCGGAAAGGCCCCCUAUGCCAGCGAUAAGAGGCUUCAGAGGGAGGAGCCGUUUCAUAGUCCUCGCCUGUUUGAAUGCUCCAAUCAGACGGGCCAGUUCAGGAUGACUGAGGUGUAUGACUUUGCCCAGAGGGACCUGGAUGAAGAGGAUGUCAUGCUGCUGGACACCUGGGAGGAGCUCUUCUUGUGGGUUGGAAACUUAGCCAACGAGCAUGAGACCAAAGAGGCAUGGAACAGCGCACAGGAGUACCUGCGAACACACCCGGCCGGCCGCGAUCCCGACACACCUGUCAUCUUCAUCAAACAGGGACAUGAGCCGCUCACCUUCACCGGCUGGUUCAAUGCAUGGGAUCCUCAUGAGUGGAGUGGAGGAAACUCCUUUGAGGAUAUAAGAAAAAAGAUGAAUGAUGCGGCCUCUUUCUCACAGAUCAGUGUUGACCUGAGCAACACUGAGUUGAGUAAGGGUCGUACAGAGGUAGAUGGAGGUGGUUACAGGGCUCCGGGAGGCCCCAUGACUUCCCCUCCAGUCUACAGGUCUCACAGAGUGGGUAUGUCACCCAGAUCCUCCACUCCCACCAGCCCACUCUUCCAUAGAGCCCUGUCCUCCUCCUCCGGUAGCGGAGGGAUGAAUCUGGCCCCCGAGCUCCUCGUCAACAAGGAUGCAAGUGAGCUUCCACAGGGUGUGGACCCCAGCCAGAGAGAGGAGUACCUUUCUGAUGAGGACUUUCAACGCUUGCUCGGCACAACUCGCCUGGACUUCCAGCGCCUGCCGAAGUGGCGACAGAAUGACCUGAAGAAAAAGGCAGGGCUCUUCUGAGAAGGACCGCACGCCCGCAUUACACAGAAGCCAUCUUCAGCCUGCAGAACACAAGUCUUGAAAAUUCAACUCCUGAAACUAAACCACGGCAGCAUUCUGGUGUUGUUGGAAAAGGGGAUCGGUUUAUUUCAUUUUAAUAUAUUUGACAGUGAUCAAACAAUAUGUUGUGGUGAUUAUAGAUGUGAAUUUAAACAUUAUUAUGACAGUUAUUUAAAAUACAGUGUAAUUUUAACAAUGUGGCAAGUACUUUAAAUUCCAAUCUAUUAAUAAAUACAAGUGCUUUGUAACCAUCCAUAUUUGACAAUUUACGCAGAUCAAGUUUUCAUUGUAUUUUAUCAGAUAACACUAAUUACUUGAGCAAUAAACACAGAAAACGACCACUGGCUGAAGA
This is a messenger RNA of Menidia menidia (Atlantic silverside), 3280 nucleotides long. The record is from the annotation of a GenBank genome assembly. Lineage: Eukaryota; Metazoa; Chordata; Actinopteri; Atheriniformes; Atherinopsidae.